CAUGUAGAAAGUGGAGACAUUGCAGGAAAGGGAGCCAACAAGGAGACCCCUACACCAAGUGAAAAUGAUUCAGAGAGAGAGGUGGUUUCAAAAACUAGUUCAGAGGUGAAGAAUGCAGGCAGUGAGACAGUAAAAGAGGAGAAGAUAGAAGAGCCUACAAUGGGAAAACCAGCUGAGGAGACCAUAGAAAACUGCCAGAACACAGACAAAGCUGAUGAAACAGAGAUGGAAGAAGUCAGGAACAAAAGUAGCAAAGAGGUCCAGCAGCUUACCUCCAAAGAACAAAAAUCUUGUUUGGAGCGGUCCAGCGCAGACGAGGGAGAAAGUUGCAAAUCGAGUCACGAGACUGCAGAGGAUAAAAUUCCGCUGUGGCAGUACGUGGAGAGGAAGAGCCGAGAGCCUGUGAUUGGCUUAAGUGCACUUCUUGAAUGCUGUUGUGAUGAACGAGACCCCAUCUACCUCUGUGAGUGCUGCUCUCUGAAGAUCCCAGAGGAAGACAUCAUCAGCCAUGUUACUGGAGUUGACCACCAGCAGAUGUAUCUGGUGAGUUUACAGAAACUCCCACCUUCACCUGUGGGAAUGGACCUGGGGAAAAACAUCAGACAUUUGUCUGCGUUGUUUGAACAAGAUAAUGGAUAUGGAGAUGCUGAUGUUGUUGAACUGGAUAAAGAGAUUUAUGAGAACAUCUCAAAACAAACCUUCAAAUCAGCCAUAGAGACAGUGAAGGCACUUCAAGCUCAGAACAUCAAUCUGUGUGAACUCCCUUCGACCUCAGCGCUGUCUCCUGUCCAACCUGUGGACACCUCACUUACAAUCCAAGCUCAACACAAGGCGUCUUCUCACACAGAUGACUGUCAG
Larimichthys crocea (large yellow croaker) is the source of this 858-nucleotide messenger RNA. RefSeq lists its product as uncharacterized. Lineage: Eukaryota; Metazoa; Chordata; Actinopteri; Sciaenidae. The annotation marks the transcript as partial. The record is from RefSeq and is a predicted model, not a curated record. The transcript has 5 exons.